Molecule: messenger RNA, 2597 nt
Organism: Rattus rattus (black rat)
Lineage: Eukaryota; Metazoa; Chordata; Mammalia; Rodentia; Muridae
Gene: Slc7a11
Product: solute carrier family 7 member 11
Exons: 12
Coding region: 429-1937 (502 amino acids)
Biological process (GO): amino acid transmembrane transport
Cellular component (GO): membrane
Molecular function (GO): L-amino acid transmembrane transporter activity
Source: RefSeq, a predicted model, not a curated record
UCUCAUGUGGCUGAUGCAAACCUGGAGAAUUUGCAUCAUCAUGCAGCCCAGUAAGUUGGUGUGACAGGCGGUAGCAUAAAUAGGAGCCCACGAGGAAGCUGAGCUGGUGUGUAAUGAUAGGGCAGCAGCCGCGGCUGCAGCUAACUGACUGCCCCUGGAGCCGGUGCCACACAGGUGCUCCGAGGAGUACGAGGAGUAAUUAUAUAGCAGCGAGGGCUGAAACACACCUCUGAGUUCUCACCUGUGGACACAAUAGUGCAGAGCCAGUCCUCCGUGAUAGCAAAGGGGAAGCCAAGAGCGACCAGUGAUCUGUCACCUCUAGAGAAACAAGUUCAAGUUGAAAGUUUUUUUUUGUUUUGUUUUCUUUCUCUUCCUCUGUUUUCUUUUUCAUCCCCCACCACCCUCCCCUCCUCUGGUGUGACACUGCCAUGGUCAGAAAGCCAGUUGUGGCCACCAUCUCCAAAGGAGGUUACCUGCAGGGCAAUGUGAGCGGGAGGCUGCCCUCCAUGGGGGACCCAGAGCCACCUGGGCAGGAGAAGGUGGUUCUGAAAAAGAAGAUCACUUUGCUGAGGGGGGUCUCCAUCAUCAUCGGCACCGUCAUCGGAUCGGGCAUCUUCAUCUCCCCCAAGGGCAUACUCCAGAACACGGGCAGCGUGGGCAUGUCACUGGUGUUCUGGUCUGCCUGUGGAGUACUGUCACUUUUUGGAGCCCUGUCUUAUGCUGAAUUGGGAACGAGCAUAAAGAAAUCUGGUGGUCAUUACACAUACAUUCUGGAGGUCUUUGGUCCCUUGCUAGCUUUUGUUCGAGUCUGGGUGGAACUGCUCGUAAUACGCCCCGGAGCUACGGCUGUGAUAUCCCUGGCCUUUGGACGCUACAUUCUAGAACCGUUUUUUAUUCAAUGUGAAAUUCCUGAACUUGCAAUCAAGCUUGUAACAGCUGUGGGCAUCACUGUGGUGAUGGUUCUAAAUAGCACGAGUGUCAGCUGGAGUGCCCGGAUCCAGAUUUUCCUAACCUUUUGCAAGCUCACAGCAAUUCUGAUAAUUAUAGUCCCUGGAGUUAUACAGCUAAUUAAAGGGCAAACACAUCACUUUAAAGAUGCAUUUUCAGGAAGAGAUACAAAUCUAAUGGGGUUGCCCUUGGCUUUUUAUUACGGGAUGUAUGCAUAUGCUGGCUGGUUUUACCUCAACUUUAUUACUGAAGAAGUAGACAACCCUGAAAAAACCAUCCCCCUUGCAAUCUGCAUCUCUAUGGCCAUCAUCACAGUUGGCUAUGUCCUGACAAAUGUGGCCUAUUUUACAACCAUUAGCGCCGAGGAGCUGUUGCAGUCCAGCGCUGUGGCGGUGACCUUCUCUGAGCGGCUGCUGGGAAAAUUCUCAUUAGCAGUUCCGAUCUUUGUUGCCCUCUCCUGCUUCGGCUCCAUGAACGGUGGUGUGUUCGCUGUCUCCAGGUUAUUCUAUGUUGCAUCUCGAGAAGGGCACCUUCCGGAAAUCCUCUCCAUGAUUCAUGUCCACAAGCACACUCCUCUGCCAGCUGUUAUUGUUUUGCAUCCUCUGACAAUGAUAAUGCUCUUCUCCGGAGACCUCUACAGUCUUCUGAAUUUCCUCAGUUUUGCCAGGUGGCUUUUUAUGGGCCUGGCAGUCGCCGGGCUGAUUUAUCUUCGAUACAAACGCCCAGAUAUGCAUCGUCCUUUCAAGGUGCCUCUGUUCAUCCCAGCAUUAUUCUCCUUCACCUGUCUCUUCAUGGUUGUCCUCUCCCUUUACUCGGAUCCAUUUAGCACCGGGGUUGGCUUCCUUAUCACCUUGACUGGGGUCCCGGCGUAUUACCUCUUCAUUGUAUGGGACAAGAAACCCAAGUGGUUCAGACGAUUGUCAGACAGAAUAACCAGAACAUUACAGAUUAUACUAGAAGUUGUACCAGAAGACUCUAAAGAAUUAUGAACUUAAUGCAUCAAAACCUUGGCCAUCUGCCCAGGACUGAGAUACAAAAUGGCUCUUUAUUUCAAGAAAACACAACUUUGAUGAUGGGCUAAAGGAAUUGGUUAUCUCUAUUCAUAGCCUCUAGUGUAUUUGAAUUAAUUUCUGAGCAACUUACCGGUAACUCCAUAUAUUUGUAGCAAGCUAAUAUGCAAGUCAUACAGUGGGGCAAGCUCACAGUUCUUGAGUCUAGUGCCUAUCUGCUGAGGGAAAGGAAAAAGAGAAACCUAAGGGCAUUGGCACCUGGGUAUCAUUCUCUACAACAUUUCUUAUUGUGACUGAGAACCUUGAAUAGAAGACCAAAAUGGUUUCUGUAUAUAUGAGGCCUGUAAACAUAGCUUUACCUACUGGGGACAUCUAUACUGUGAAAAGUAUUUUGUUUUUUAUUUUUCUGAAAAAAAAAAAAGAGUCAUUAUUGUAGCAAAGGAAGCAGAAUGACUUUUACAUUGACCUUGGAUUGUUUUCCCUUAGUGACCAACAUGGCUGUCACUUAUCUUUCAGUGGCUUAUACUCAGAGCAUCAGAACAAACGAUGAUGAGAGAGGAGAGAGAGAGAGAGAGAGAGAGAGAGAGAGAGAGAGAGAGAGAGAGAGAGAGAGAGAGAGAGAGAGAAAGAGAGAGAGAA